Plasmodium gallinaceum is the source of this 657-nucleotide messenger RNA. Its product is annotated as fam-i protein. The coding region runs from base 1 to 657 and encodes 218 amino acids. Lineage: Eukaryota; Apicomplexa; Aconoidasida; Haemosporida; Plasmodiidae. The record is from RefSeq and is a predicted model, not a curated record. The transcript is spliced from 2 exons.
AUGAAUCUUAAUCUAAGUGAUAUUAUUUAUAUUGAUUCUUGUGAGACACUAGAUGAGGAAGAUUCAACUGCAGGUUUCUCUCAUAGGGAAAUUAAAGAUGCAACUGUUUCAAUACCAGAAAAUCCAUUACAUGAUGAUUUGAAUUCAUGUGAUGCCAUUCAAAAUCCAUCUAAAGAUAUCAAUUUGGAUUCAGUUACAUCAAAAAAUCUUCUUCAUAAAAAGUCGUUAACUAAACAUGAAAUGAGAGUUAGGUUGCAAAAGAUAUUGAAUAAUUGCAAUAAAAAGAUGAAAGAUGAUUUGGAAAAGGAAAUGCGAGAAGAAAAAGAAAAAAUGGAAAAGAAUGAAAAGAAACUGCUAAAAAAAAAAAAAGAAAUGGAACAUAGGGAAAAGGGAGUUCUAAGACAUAAGGAAGAGUGGGAAAGAAAGCUAAAAGGAAACGAAGUGUGUGAUAAGAGUGUCCUAAAAGUAUUAAAAGGGCGGGAAAAGCGAAUUACAGAAGAAGGCGAAAAAUGGAAAAAUAGAAUGCUAAUAGAAAAAAUGGAGUUGGAAAAGAAAAUACUAAAAAAUAAGGAAGAGGGGGAAGAGAGAAUGCUAAAAGUAAUUGAAAAGUUUGAAAAGGAAAUGCAAAAAGAAAAGGAAAGUGGGAAAAGUAAAUGA